GCACUGAGAUGCAGUUGCAAUGAUCAAGCACCACUAAGUGAUUGUCGGUGGGAAGAAUGGACCUGCACAAUCGACACAUCCCACAGUGCAUGCUAUACAAGAAGAUCAAUGCGUGAUGACGGUUCCAUCAGGACAGAUUUAGGCUGUGUGUUUACAACCUGGAAUCCAACCUUCUGCAGUAAAACUACAGAGACUGUAGCUAUUGAAUGCUGUGUCGACAGUGACAUGUGCAAUGAGGAUCUUUCCCCUACUUUCCUCCCACAAACACCAAUCGAAUCACCACAGGCUAACUCCACCAUCUUGAGGCUGUCUCCUUCUCAUACAUCCUUCCUGAGUACAACCACUGAAGGAAGAUUGGACAAUACAGCUGCACCACCCUCCCCUACCUCUCAACCUGAACCACAAGGUUAGAAACUCACAUUAUCUUGCACCAGAUAAACAACAUUAAGUUAAUAACAUACCGUACAUAACUGUUGAAAAAGAAAAUUGUAGGGAAUGUUUAAUUUUCUAUUUUUACAACAUCCAAGUCAAUUGAAGGAGGAUUCAGUACAUCUGCACCAUUCCCCCCUAUCUCUCAACCAGAAAGACAGGGUUCAAAUUUUUUUGCUGAGAAUUCCAGUUUCUUAUAAUCAGAUACAAGUAGAAAGGUAUAUGAUUGGCCACCAAAGCGAGCCUGCCUAGUCACCUGAACAAAGAAUUAACCAUAUUAUGUAUCGGUGCAUUGAACAACAUACCGUA
Geodia barretti is the source of this 738-nucleotide messenger RNA. NCBI's taxonomy places the organism in Eukaryota, Metazoa, Porifera, Demospongiae, Tetractinellida, Geodiidae. The record is from the annotation of a GenBank genome assembly.